CCACCGACUGCUUCACCCAACGGACGCUCAACCGCCAGCACGAUUGUGCACAACUCAUCCACGAGAUCCCGUGCGCUCGCCCCGCCGCUAUACCCGAUGGUUGGCGGCGUGUCCGAUCUCGCGUCGGCGCUGGAGCGGAAGACCUCGCUCGAUUCGCUCUUCGGGAGUGACUCAAGCCGCUCGCGCAGAUCCUCACUCACCGGAUCAUGCUGCAGUCGCUCCCACAGGUCCUCGCUGAUCGGAUCGUGCUCGACACGGCGCAAGCGCUCCUCCUUGGUCCAGAUUGGCACAGGCCACGCCCAACUCACUGGGCCGAGACGGCGCUCGUGCUGCGACCUGGCCUCGCUCUCCAGGAGCCGCGCGAGCGAGGUGGACGGCUCGUUGCGCUCGCUGGUGGCAAGAGAGGUGGACGGCUCGGUGCUCUCGCGCGUGACGAGCCUGGGCGCUGGCCAGUUUGGGUGCGUCUCGCUCGUCACGGAUGGGCGCGGGACGCCGUACGCCUUGAAGGCGCUGUGGAAGGGGCAGCUCCUCGCGUCGGACGGCGUCGGGGCCGUCGUACGCGAGCGCGACCUCCUCGCCUCCGUGAGCCACCCCGCAGUCGUCCAGCUCGCCGCGUCCUUCCAAGACGCGCGGCGCGUGUUCCUGCUGCUCGAGCCGGCCCUCGGCGGCGAGCUCUUUGCGCUGAUCCACAUGCUCGGGCGCUUCGACGAGCACCACGCCCGCUUCUACGCCGCGAGCGUCGCCGACGUGCUCGGCCACCUGCACGACGAGUGCGGCAUCGUGUACCGCGACCUCAAGCCGGAGAACCUGCUUCUUGACGGCACGGGCCACAUCAAGCUUUGCGAUUUUGGCCUCGCCAAGCGGCUGCGCGCAGGCUGCGGCUGCGUGCGCGCAGACGAGCGCACCACCACCAUCUGCGGCACGCCCGAGUACCUCGCUCCAGAGAUGGUGAGGGGCGAGGCGUACGGAGUUGCGGUCGACUGGUGGGCGCUCGGGCUGCUGCUGUUCGAGAUGCUCUCCGGGGUGCCGGCCUACCGCGCCGACAGCGACAAGGAGGUGUACGCAAAGGUGCUGCACUCCGACCCCGCGCUGCUCGUCGUUGUGGAGCCUCCGACGGCGGCGGCGCUCAUCGGCGCGCUGCUCCAGAAGCUGCCCGAGAAGCGUCUCGUGGGGCGUGAGGCCGUCGGCGCGGCGCCCUUUUUCGACGGCUUCGACUGGGAGGCGCUGCGCGGUCGGCGGAUGCGGCCGCCGUACGUCCCUCGCUUGGCGCAUGCCACCGACACGUCCAACGUCAUCCAAGUCGACAAAUACGCGCGCUGCUCGUCGGAGGCGGACGGGGCCCUGUGGGACCGCCACCUCUCGACGGCGCUGCUCAAGGCGCGGGAGGACCCCUUCCGCGCCUUCCCCUGCGACGUCUGGAGCAUCGACAACAACGUCUGACGAGCCUUCAGUCGGCACUGGCAGCCUCCGCGCCGCCCCUGUGUUUAAUGGCAUAGCGCUCCUCACCGAGUGCCCCGCGCAGGCACCGACACCGAUGCAGGUUGCCGGGGCGCGCUCUCUUUAGUUUAUAGCAUAGAGUGCAGAGUUACGCGGAUACACACCGCUGUGAGAAGGCUGUUGCUCUUGGUGUGUCGAAUGCUUGUGUUGUGCGCAACCGUGGCCAGGUUUGCACGCCACGGACACUUCUUUUCCACUCUGCACCGUGGGGCUCCUGCCCGUGUCCGGGCGUGGAGAUGCGAGGGUCGCCCCCCCUUGCCCCACCACACUUUGUGUGUGUGGCGAGACGUUUACCUUACCUCACCUUACCUU
Molecule: messenger RNA, 1809 nt
Organism: Emiliania huxleyi CCMP1516
Lineage: Eukaryota; Haptophyta; Isochrysidales; Noelaerhabdaceae
Exons: 9
Coding region: 97-1440 (447 amino acids)
Biological process (GO): protein phosphorylation
Molecular function (GO): protein serine/threonine kinase activity; ATP binding
Source: RefSeq, a predicted model, not a curated record